Messenger RNA from Chenopodium quinoa (quinoa), 909 nucleotides. Its product is annotated as abscisic stress-ripening protein 2-like. The coding region runs from base 250 to 636 and encodes 128 amino acids. The record is from RefSeq and is a predicted model, not a curated record. The transcript is spliced from 2 exons. NCBI's taxonomy places the organism in Eukaryota, Viridiplantae, Streptophyta, Magnoliopsida, Caryophyllales, Amaranthaceae.
UAGCAAAUUAACGCGGAUAAUAAAAACAUCAUCUGUACGUCCGUAGUCUGUACCUAUUUACACGCUAAUUCUUAACAAAUUCAUCAAACGAAAUUUUUCUUAACCUACAAGUAUUUCCAGCCUGCCUGCCUAUAUAAACGUUAUAAAAAAAAAAAGCUCAAUAGCCAAUAAAUAAAAAUUUGUCUUUGAUUAUAUUUUUGCCUUUACAAUUACUCCAGUAUACAGUCCUCUAAACUCAACUAAUACACUAUGGAUUACCACCACCACGGUCACCACCAUCAUGAGAACAAACACGUCGAUCCCGAGAAGAAACUGAAGCAUCACAACACCCUUGAGCGUAUUGGUGAGACGGCUGCCGUUGCUGCUGCUGCUUAUGCCUUGUAUGAGAGACAUGAGGAAAAGAAAGACCCAGAGCAUGCUCACCAACACAGAGUGAAUGAAGAGAUUGCAGCCGCGGUUGCGGUUGGUGCUGCUGGUUUCGCUAUGUACGAGCACCAAAAAAAGAAUGAAGCCAAACAUGAGCUACAUUCUUCACAUUCCCACCACCAUGGUCAUCAACAUGGUCAUCACCACCAUGGAAAUCAUAAUGGUCAUCACCACCAUGGUCAUCAUCAUGGUCACCAUUACCAUUUUUAAUUUGUCCAUUAUUUUGGGCUUUUGCUCUAUUUAAUUUUCCCUAUAAUCACUAUAUUGGACCUUUAUGUGAUGUAAGGGUGACUAGUGUUUGGUCUCUUUAAUUUGUGUAGGGUUACAAACUUACUACUAUUGAGUCUGAGUCAAAUCAAGUCGAGUUUAAGCUUGAUCAAGCUAUAUUUGAUAAGGUGGACAAAUGAAAUAAACUAAAGUUAUGUUUAAACUGCAAAGAUUUUUUCCAAGUUUGAGUGAGAUUUAAACAAGUUGCUUAUUGAA